GAAAGUCAAAAAAAAGUUGGGGUAAUAGGGAUUAAACCCUCUCGUUCAACUCUUUUCUCAUUGCUCAUUUUCUCGUUCUCUGAUUUUUAUACACCAUCUAUAUGCUUUUUCCGGUGUACUUUGUGUAUUUUCUUAUAAUUUUAACCGUAAUUACAGUGGGCUUAUCGGCAUUACUGUACAUAUACCAAUGCGAUAUACUUUACGCCGGAUUCUUUCCUCCAGGGUCGAGAUCAGCAGUCGCACGACCAGGACAGUACGGGUUGCCGGACAAGGAGGAAAUACUAGUUACAAAAGACGGUGUACGACUGCGAAGUUAUGUACUGAUACAGUAUGGGGAUAACGUUGCAAUACAAUCGCCAACAGUGCUGUGUCUUCAUGCACAUACGGGCAAUAUGGGUCAUCGAUUACCAAUUGCGCAAGUACUUUACAAACGGCUCGGCUACAAUGUCGUCAUGCUAUCGUAUCGAGGGUACGGAUUAAGUGAAGGCAAUGCAACGGAGAAGGGCCUGCAAAUUGAUGCUCAGACGGCACUCGAUUAUAUCAAACGACAUCCCAUUCUCAAACAUACCAAACUGGUUGCCUAUGGCCAGUCCUUAGGAGGCGCUGUCGCCACUCAUCUUGUUGCUCGGAACGAGGACAAAUUCGAUGCCAUGAUCAUUGAAAAUACCUUCCUCAGCAUCCCAUUGCUGAUUCCCCAUAUCUUUCCGCCCAUGCGACACCUUGUCUACCUAUGCCAUCAGAAAUGGCGAUCCUAUAAAACAAUCCAGUUCAUACGGCGGGUGCCAAUACUGUUUUUAUCCAGCUUAAAAGACGAGUUAGUACCGCCGUUCCACAUGGCCAAGUUGCACAAAGCCGCCGAAACGAGUGGUGGCAAGGUAUGGCGCGAUUUUGAGAAUGGCACCCACAAUGAUACGUGCAUGCAGGACGGAUACUUUGAGGCCAUUGGUGAAUUCAUUCGCGACCAUGUCUGGGAAGCAUAGUGUUUGUUGGAGAUACGAGCAUGCUCAUCUCCUGCACUAUCCAACCUCUUUCUCCUAAGCAACAUACCUUACAUUAUUAACCUUUCUCUCGCUCAUCUAACCUUCACUCCAUUCAAAGCAAAAAAUUUUGAUUUAUUAUAUCAACAUCAGGUCUCCAUUUCAUCACUUACCCUUCUCCGUCAUCACACAUUCACGCGCACCCUCUUUCACACACAUGCACACUGUAUACAAUCUUUCUUCUUAUUAAUUUAAGUAACUCAAAGCAACACUCUCACGAUAAUGUUUAAUUAAUGAUUAAAAAAGAAGUCUGUAUGUUACUCCAAAGGCCCUAAAGUUGGUAUUGUUUUUCACCCAAGAACGAAUCAAAGCCCGAUCAUCAAACUGCUGCCAACCGAAAAGGGAAGUUUUCCGUGUUCCCGGAACAGCCGU
Zychaea mexicana is the source of this 1409-nucleotide messenger RNA. Its product is annotated as BEM46 family protein-like protein. The transcript has 7 exons. Lineage: Eukaryota; Fungi; Mucoromycota; Mucoromycetes; Mucorales; Lichtheimiaceae. The record is from RefSeq and is a predicted model, not a curated record. The coding region runs from base 102 to 980 and encodes 292 amino acids. Gene Ontology annotation, cellular component: membrane. Gene Ontology annotation, molecular function: palmitoyl-(protein) hydrolase activity.